Molecule: messenger RNA, 1218 nt
Organism: Trypanosoma theileri
Lineage: Eukaryota; Euglenozoa; Kinetoplastea; Trypanosomatida; Trypanosomatidae
Product: mitogen-activated protein kinase
Exons: 1
Coding region: 1-1218 (405 amino acids)
Biological process (GO): protein phosphorylation; intracellular signal transduction
Cellular component (GO): cytoplasm; nucleus
Molecular function (GO): MAP kinase activity; ATP binding
Source: RefSeq, a predicted model, not a curated record
AUGAAUCCUAAAGGAGAGACGAUCAUGCGUGAUCUUAUCGCAGAACUGGAGCAGAUGCACUCACGAUAUACUGUGCAGCGAUUCAUCAGCAGUGGGAGUUACGGCGCGGUCUGCGCAGGCGUUGAUGAGAAUGACCGGGCAGUGGCUAUUAAGCGUGUAUUUAAUACGGUCUCUGAUGGUCGCACUGUGAAUAUUCUCUCUGACCCAUUUCUCUGCAAGCGAGUCCUGCGAGAGAUUAUGCUUCUUAAUCACUUUCACCACCCAAACAUUCUCGGACUGCGAGAUAUCUUUAUUCACUUACAACCCCCGAGUCUACACAAGUUGUAUCUCGUCACGGAUCUCAUGCGUACAGACCUCGCACAGGUGAUUCACGAUCAACGCAUUCAAAUCUCACCGCAGCACAUUCAAUUCUUCAUGUAUCACAUUCUCUUAGCGCUGCACGUCCUGCACGAGGCGGGUGUGGUCCACAGGGAUCUUCACCCCGGCAAUGUGUUGGUUGCGGAGAACAAUGAUAUCACCAUCUGCGACUUUAAUCUCGCCCGCGAGGACACACAAGAUCAGAACAAAACACACUACGUCACGCAUCGCUGGUAUCGCGCCCCAGAGCUCGUUAUGCAGUUUAAAGGCUUUACAAAACUUGUAGAUAUUUGGUCCGCCGGCUGUGUGAUGGCGGAGUUAUUUAACCGCAAGGCACUUUUCCGCGGCUCCACCUUUUACAAUCAACUGGAUAAGAUUGUGGAGGUGGUCGGCACACCGGAUGGGGAUGAUGUCGUGAUGUUCUCUUCUCCACAGGCACGUGAUUAUUUACAAACUUCACUCGCGCAUUGCAAGAAGCGGCCGUGGAGUGAAGUGGUGCCCACUGCAGACGCGGAGGCACUCGAUCUGCUUGGAAAGAUGUUGGAGUUUAACCCCGCACGGCGAAUUACCGCAGAGCAGGCAUUACAACACCCGUACUUUCAUUCCCUGUACGAUCCAAUGGAUCUCAAAGAUGCACAUAGUGAGCCAUUCCACUUUCGUGAUGUAAAUGAUAUUCCCACCAUGCACGCAAUGUUUCUCGAGGAGGUUCGACGCUUUGGCGUUUUGAAAGAAAAGCGGGAGAACAUCGCCCAACAAAGAGCAGCAGCGGCAGCAGCGACGGCGCAUUCCGAUGUUCUCGGUGCUGAUCACAUGCUGCGUACCCACAGUCUGAUGGAAGUGGCGGAGAUGAUUCGCAAAUAG